AUGGAGUCUCCUAAUCUCACUAGCCUGGAUCCAUCUGUUUUCUUUCUCCUGGGUAUUCCUGGUCUCGAACAGUUCCACCUAUGGCUCUCACUCCCUGUGUGUUGCCUGAGCACAGCCACAAUUGUGGGCAACAUAACCAUCCUGGUUGUUGUUGCCACUGAGCCAACCCUGCACAAGCCCGUGUACCUUUUCCUCUGUAUGCUUUCCACCAUUGACUUGGCUGCUUCCUUCUCCACUGUUCCCAAGCUACUCGCCAUUCUCUGGUGUGGAGCAGGUCAUAUCUCGGCCUCUGCCUGCCUGGCACAAAUGUUCUUCAUCCAUGCAUUCUGCAUGAUGGAAUCCACUGUGCUGUUAGCCAUGGCCUUUGACCGCUAUGUAGCCAUCUGCCACCCACUUCGCUAUGCCACCAUUCUUACCGACGCCAUCAUUGCCCGCAUAGGGCUGGUAGCUAUGGUACGGGGCUCCCUGCUCAUGCUCCCAUGUCCCUUUCUCAUCGGGCGUUUGAGCUUCUGCCAAAGCCAUGUGAUCCCACACACAUAUUGUGAACACAUGGCUAUAGUGAAGUUGGCCUGUGGAGACACUAGGCCUAACCGUGUAUAUGGGCUGACUGCAGCACUGCUAGUCAUUGGGGUUGACUUGUUCUGCAUUGGUCUCUCCUAUGCCUUCAUUGCACGAGCUGUCUUUCGUCUCUCAUCCCGUGAAGCUCGAUCCAAGGCCCUAGGGACCUGUGGCUCUCAUGUAUGUGUCAUCCUCAUCUCUUACACACCAGCGCUCUUCUCCUUUUUCACCCACCGCUUUGGCCAUCAUGUUCCACUCCAUAUCCACAUUCUUUUGGCCAAUGUUUAUCUGCUCUUCCCACCUGCCCUUAACCCUGUGGUUUAUGGAGUUAAGACCAAGGAAAUACGGGAAAGAGUUGCCAGGGUGUUUCAGAGGGGACAAGGAACUGGGGUUAAAACAACUGAAUGA
Messenger RNA from Chrysochloris asiatica (Cape golden mole), 966 nucleotides. RefSeq names its product putative olfactory receptor 52P1-like. Gene Ontology annotation, biological process: G protein-coupled receptor signaling pathway. Gene Ontology annotation, molecular function: olfactory receptor activity; G protein-coupled receptor activity. The coding region runs from base 1 to 966 and encodes 321 amino acids. The transcript has a single exon. The record is from RefSeq and is a predicted model, not a curated record. Gene Ontology annotation, cellular component: membrane. Lineage: Eukaryota; Metazoa; Chordata; Mammalia; Afrosoricida; Chrysochloridae.